AGAUAUAUGUUUUGUGAGGUUACCCACCUAAAUCAUAGAUAGUUAUAGAUCCUAUAACAAAACUUCCUGAGAAAUAUCUCGAGAUUUGGUAAAAAAAAUUUAAGGUAUAUUUUUUUUUUCAUCAAAUUAAUAUAAAAAGUAUUAUACUUUAUGAUACUUUAGCAUAUUUUAAUGUGAUUAAAAUAAAUUAAAAGUCGAUAAUAAUUAAUCAACUUGCAAAACAACGUCAACCUCCAAAUUUCUAGAAAACUUGUAAACCGUAUGGUAAUAAUAUAAAUAAGUAAUAAAGCUAGAUACGAGUGAAUGACAAGAAAUUCAUUGAGAAGCUGAGAUCCACCGACGAAAACUUGGGUCUCCUUUCUCAAUCAGUCAACUGUAUUUAACAAUACACAAAUCAACCAAAUCCCCAAUUUGCCUCUUAUAAAAUCAAAAUCACCUAACAAUACUCCCCUUGAUUCUCUCUUUGCAUUUCCAAUUCCUCCUCCCCCAGCAACCAUGGCCAGCACCGGUUCAUCACCACCAGUUCUUCCAAUUUCCAACCCCCAAACCAACACCUCCGACUCCCAACAAACCAUCAGCGGUGUAGUAGGGCCCACACCCGCCCUCCGUUCAUUCAUCACCCGCAUAUCUGAUACCAUCCAAUCCAGUUUUUCCAAUCGUCGUCCUUGGUCAGAACUCAUUGAUCGAUCCGCUUUCUCUAAACCCGAUUCCGUCUCCGAUGCUACUCUCCGUAUCCGCAAAAACUACUACUAUUUCCGUACCAAUUACCUCUCUCUCCUCGGCAUCGUCCUUGCGGUUUCGCUUAUAACCAACCCGUUUUCCCUACUCCUUCUCACCGCUCUUCUCGCUGCUUGGCUAUUUCUCUACCUCUUCCGUCCUUCCGAUCCUCCUUUGGUACUCUUCGGUCGGCAGUUUUCCGAACGGGAGACGCUUGGUGUUCUAAUUAUAUCUACUGUUGUUGUCAUCUUUCUAACGAGCGUUGGAUCCGUCCUUGUUUCUGCUUUGAUGAUUGGUCUCGCAAUUAUUUGUACGCAUGCUGCUUUUCGUGCACCUGAAGAUCUUUUCCUUGAUGAGCAAGAGUCUGCUGCAACUGGUUUUCUCUCCUUUUUGAACGCGGCUGCUGCGGCCCCUCCUGCUGCCGCUGGCCCUGCCGUUUCCGCUAGGGUUUGAGGCUACGACGUCGUAAUUGGGGUAUGAAGGUAUUUGAAAUUUUAGUAGUUAAGGGAACGACCAAAUUAGAUGAUUAAUAUAUUAAGAUUGUUUGAUUGUUCUUUUUUUUAUUUUUGUUUUUAAAAUAUGGAAAAUUAAUAAUCAGGAUAUCUGCUGGGGAUUUUUUGUUUUUGUAAUAAUUUGUUAUACGAUGUUAUGUCCAAUCAUUGAUUGAUUCA
Molecule: messenger RNA, 1388 nt
Organism: Capsicum annuum
Lineage: Eukaryota; Viridiplantae; Streptophyta; Magnoliopsida; Solanales; Solanaceae
Product: PRA1 family protein B4
Exons: 1
Coding region: 496-1170 (224 amino acids)
Biological process (GO): vesicle-mediated transport
Cellular component (GO): endoplasmic reticulum; Golgi apparatus
Source: RefSeq, a predicted model, not a curated record